Messenger RNA from Ascochyta rabiei, 5031 nucleotides. RefSeq lists its product as uncharacterized. Bases 1 to 5031 code for a protein of 1676 amino acids. The record is from RefSeq and is a predicted model, not a curated record. The transcript is spliced from 8 exons. Lineage: Eukaryota; Fungi; Ascomycota; Dothideomycetes; Pleosporales; Didymellaceae. Gene Ontology annotation, biological process: tRNA methylation. Gene Ontology annotation, cellular component: cytosol.
AUGGCAGGGGCUGAGGGAAAGCAAACAAUACCCACUCCAGAGAAGGCGCUGCGGGACCUAGCCAAGAAUGCAUCCAAGGCCAUCCCUCGAUUUGCAGAAAAGGAACCAAUCACCGGCGUGAAAGAGCUUCACGUCCUAAUUGAUCCUCUCUUGGAAACCGCUGAUCUGCCCGAUCUGAAUCCCGGGCAUCGAGCUGCAGCAUCGAAUGCACUGUGUUCGAUUAUUGAAUGCUGCCAGGCAUCAAAGACCGAGUAUGCACGCAACGCGAUCCUGGACCACUCGAUAUGGCUCAGAUUGUUCAACAUUUAUCUACAGAGAUCAGAUGAUGCCAAAGGCAAAUCGAUGAGACAGAUGCUCCUGCUCCUAACAAGUGUCAUAACAAAGAACCAGAGCACGCACGCAUCAGAACUCCGACUACAGGCUGCAGCAACUUUUGUGGACAUCAUCUGUGACCGACAAGACCGUGUCAAAGUCAAGCCGGCCUUGCAGGGUCUAGCACAUUUCCUUCUCCGAGACGUGGUGUCGAUAGCACAACUGCUUGAGCUGUACGGAGCUCAGUCCGCAUCCAAUGGACAUUCUGGGACAUCUUCUUCGCAAACUCUUUUCAAUGCUUUCCUUGUGUGGGUGGUUCACCACGAUACCUCACUCUCGGCGGGGCAUUUGGUCAAGAACUUCCUGAUCCAGGCACGCCAGCUGCCUGAUAACGCAACUCAGAGUAGCAGCACAGCCAUCUCGCCAUUAUGGAUAGAACCAGUCGUACAGACACUACAUCAGUGGCCGGAUCGUUUGCGUGAGUUCAAAGCCAAUGUGUUCCCGCAUUGCUUCCUGCCAAAUAUCGACGAGUACCUUCGCUUCCUCUCCUACCUGCGCUUUGGCGUACAUGUGCAAUCGAGAGGUGUUUUGCCUCAAGCCCUGCGCACAUACGAGUCUCAAACCAGUGGGUUGGAACGCUCUGAGGAAUUCAAGAUCUUGUUGGCUGCCCUUGAGACUGGCAAGGAGUUGACGAUUGUUCGGGACAUCGACUUUCGUGUAUGCGAUCGAGUCGAAGUACAGGGCAACUACCUGAACCUGCCCGACGACAUUUUUGGCGCUUGGAUGUCUCACUCUGAGCCCGAGGUCAGGCUAGCCGGCGUAUUUCUCUCAGUGCACUCUACUGCCAUCACAAAGCCCAUGACUGGUGGCAUCUUCAAGUCUCUCAAACGUAAUUUGAUCCACCUACACUCAGACACUGAUGCCUACUUCCGACGAGAAGUUCACGGCUAUACACAAAAGUUGUUUGACCGGCUCCGAGCGAGUACAGCCACUCUGUCGAAAAGCUUGAUCAAGGGUCGCACGCCAGAGCAAGGCCGGCUACCAUUCCCCAAAGAGUGUCUCCAACAGCAAAACUCAUGUGCCGGGACAACUUUUGAGGACCCACUGAUGGAAUCUUUGGCCUUCGUCGUGUGGUACAUAAAAUUCCUUGAGUGGGAACUCCGGUCGACCGGCACAUAUCAACGCCGCAUCACGGCUCUCAGAUCUCUAAUUCUCGUUCUUAAGUCUGGUGUUGACCCGGAAGUGCCACAUGCGCAGUUAUCGAAGUCAGCUCAGGGAGAGUUGAACUGGGCGCAUGGAUUACAGACCUCGAACCAACAACUGAUUCGGUCGCUGCUAGACUUGGUCAUGGAUCCCUUUGAUGAUAUUCGAGAAGCCUCCAUAUCCGCCCUUCAGUUAUGUCUUGCAACACUACCAGGCGUUGAAAGAGAUGCAGUGGUGACGUCAACGCUUCCACGCUUCGUUGCUCGCGCUGAGGCCAUGAUGCUCUGUACAGGGCGCGCUGACCAUGCAGAUGGUGUCGCUCGGGCCUACUCACUGCAGUUUUCUGUGGCUAGUUCGAGUGCCACAAACUUAUCGGAUUCGCCAUCAUCGAGGUUUGGAGUGUUUGAGGGCCUGAACAAGCAGCUUGAGGAAACACUCCAGGUUGCCAGAACAAACCUCUCGGAAGCUGUCAACGGCCGUCCAGUGCACGGCAUGUUUGCUGCGUUGACCUAUAUUGUCGACCAGGAUGGGUUCUACCCCAAAAUUGCAGAAGAGUCUACUGACGCUCGCCACACUUGGGUACAAUCUCAUGGUGACAUCAUUACGAGCUUUGAGUCGCUCUGGACUAUUGUCUUCAACGUCCUCUGCGCCGAUGCACCAGAAGGAAACGUACCAGACGAGAUGGAAGAAUCAGCCAGCUUGGACACGAGGGAAGUUCUGAGCUACUCGUGGAGAGGUCUUAAAGAGGCUAGCGUUUUAAUCCGUACAAUGAUCACCAAGGCUACAAUUGGCGACGAUGGGCAGGCGAUGAUCACACCAAAUGUCUUUGAAAGGCUCGGUCGGCUCUGCUUUACACAGCUCUUGGAGCUUCGCCAUCGCGGUGCACACUCGACAGUUGCUCAGACCUUCGCGGCCUUUUGUCGCCGUUGUGCCACCUCCAAGAUCCCACAACUCCAAGCACUGCCAGAGGCGUGGUAUCAAGAAACACUUCGAUCGAUGCAAGACAAAGCUGGUGCGAUCACAAGGAGAUCGGCUGGCAUUCCCACACUCAUGGCCAGCAUAAUUGCAGCUGAGCCAGAAGCUGGCGGGAAGUUGCUCGCGCGCGCCAUGAACGACCUGGUCAAUGAGGCGACUGUUGAGGCGCAACAUACGAAUAUUGAAGAGAGUCGAUUACCACAGGUGCAUGCGAUCAACUGUAUCAAGGAGAUCUUCACAACUUCGAAGCUCAGCGUAGCAUCAGAAGCGUACAUUGCACAAGGCCUGGAGCUUGCAGCAAAGACCCUCAACUCGAACAUCUGGCCCAUUCGAAAUUGUAGCCUUAUGCUCUUCAAAGCCCUGAUUGAAAGGCUUCUGGGGAGCAGUGAAGCGCAAGACUGGAAAGAACAGGACCGUGCAAAGACAUCUCGGUUCUCUUACGACAACUACCCCAGCUUACUGAGCAUACUCUCUGACCUCCUUGAUCCGGCUGGUCCUCUCAAGCAAACACUGGAGAACACGUCAGAGAGCAGCAAUCCUUUCGAUCUUCAUGGAGCUGAAGGCGUCUUCCCAGCACUACAAAUUCUGCGACAAGCGCGACCACCUACGAAUGAACUUGGUCCAAUCCGAGCCUCUGUGGAGAAGCUCUUGGCAAGUCCGCACUGGCACAUGCGCGACAUGGCAGCACGGACUGUGGUGUCACUGCUUCCUUCGCACGAGGUGCACGAUGCAGCCUUUGAGAUGUUGAGGACCGGAUGCAGCUCUGCUAACCACCGCCACGGCCUGCUGCUGGCUGUAAAAUAUAUGAUAAGGAAGCUUGUCAAUGACCAGACCAGUCCGGCCUCGCAAGGAAUCGAAGUUUUACUGCUCGAACUCAUCAACUGUGUUGAACUCUGGUUCACCCAUAACACAUGUCCCUUCGUCGAUACCGUAUUCCUUGACAUCGUAAGCACAUGCGGCCUGGCCGUGCUACAGCGUGAAGAAUCGAAGCCUGUGUUGCAUGCAUGGACACAGCUCAUGUCGUCUAUUGAAGUCGGUCCAGAGUACGAGCUGGGUGUUUGUGGUGAAUCCGACAGCUCUCUCCGUAUCGAAGCCUUGGCUAGACUAUUCAUUACCGAUCGAACUAUCAUCAGGCCCGAGUCCUUAGGCACGAUUGUCUCUGAAGAUUACCAGAGCAUCGGUGAUACUCUUAUGCUUCUAGCAACAGAGGAUCCAGAUACCUGCUGCGCUGCACUGGAGACGUUAGAAACGAUUAUCCAAAAGGCCUUUUCGAACGCACCCACAAAGCCGAUCUCGCUACUUAUGGCACACGUACAUCGUGUUAUUCUGAACGCCGUGGAUGUGGAAGUCGUAUCCAAAGCCCAAUCUGUGUUGGCAGACGCCCUCGACAACGAGUCUGCGAGGACCGAAUUCUUCACCCUUGUCACCGACUCGCAGCUCCUCGAUACAUUGGCAAGACUGGAGGACCAAUGCCUCUCUGCUCCGCCUUCAAACGUGCAGAGCGCCCUGCACCUCCUCGGCUUCUUUAUCGACCAUGCCUACCACACGCUCCCGGAAUCCCAUGACACCAUCUUCGCGUCCACAAGUCGCUACAUCCGCCUCCUGCGCAUGACAAUCAUGGACACCAACCCCUUCGACACGCGCUUCGCCGCCGCGCAGUCGGUAUGCGCACUGCAUCACCUCUGGAGCUCGAAAACACCAUCAUCGCAACCAUCUCCGCUCGUGCUGGGGCUGGGCCUAAUCGUAUACGACACACUCCAAGACGACGACGACGAGAUCCGCGACUGCGGCGCUCUCGCAACAUCCACAUUCCUGACCACGAGCCCAAAGAUAAAAUCAGCGCCUACAGUCCCGCUCCUAGCAACCCAUAACCUACUCACGCACCUCCUCUCUCUCUUCCCAACCUCCACUGCACUCGCAACCCACGCCCUACGCCGCCUGCUCGACACUCCCCAAGGCACCCCACUCUUCCAAACCCCCUUCACCGCCAUUCUCUCAAGGGAACUAAUGCCCAACACCGCGCUAUUCGCGCAGGAGAAGCAGAACCAACACAAAGACGACGUCCUAGACGCGCUGGCCUGGUCUUCCAUCUGCGUCUCUCUCGCCACCUCCCUGCCUGCUUCGGCAGUAGAGAGCGCAGCGGCGUGGACAGCAACCGCGCUCGACGUGCUGGCUCGCACAUACGCCGGAGACACUGCGGAUGCAGAUGCAGAUGCAGAUGCAGAUGCAGCGCCCACGGACGGCCCGCUAGGCUGGGCCAGCAAACCCCGCGUCUUCACCUGGGCAGUGCGGAUCCUCUGUCUAGCCGAUCUAGCACUGCAGAGCCCCAGCCCGCAUUCCUCUGCGCAGAGCAAGACGGCCAUGAAACUGGGGUUGGCGCGGGUGGCAGACGCAAUGCGUCGAGGCGGGGGUCACGGUGUGUUGGUCCAGCGGGCGGAGAGGGUGUUGGAGCAGGAUGUGCUGCGGGGGUUGGGCGUGCUGAGCGGGAUUGCGAGGGAGGCGCCGGGGUAUGCGGCUGCGGGCGGGUGGAUGCACGGGUGA